GUGCCAAAUUAUUGUGCUGGCGUUUUUCUUUGGCGGGGAAGGGCUGCCGUUGACUUGAGAGCUCCAUGCCACCACACAAACCUGAUCCAGUCAGCGGCAGAUCGAGCAAGACCCAGCCCAAAUCCAACUGCCCCGCUACAAAUCGUGAGGACCCAAUCUCGGAUUUCGGAGAAAGGAGGCGGAGGCGCAGUUGCAGAGCUGCAGCGGGCGCGGGACGGUGGGAGGUACUCCGGCCGGAGUUUUUCUUUUUCUUGAAGCGGAGCCGGCGGCGCUAGCUCUGGCGAGGGCGUUGGCGGAGGAGUACUACGUACGCGCUGGUGGGACACCGACGCCGGCCGGCCGUGGUUGGUUUAAGUUUAACGAGCCUGCCUCGGUUGCCAUCCGGGGAACAUUGACUGCCCCCGGGUACCCGCUCGCCGUCGACAAGGACGGGCUCCCCAAUCCCAGAGGUCAGGACGUUCGGUUGGCGGCGCAGUUCACGGCCGCGGUGGCGAAGCUGCCGCGUCGGGCGGAUCACGUCUGGGUGGCGUCGGCGUGAGCUUGGGGAGAGCUGAAGUGGAGAGACAAAAAAAGAAAUUGCCUGACUGUGAAUCCCAGCAGUUUUUGGUUUCUCAAGCUCUGUUAUUGCGCUUCAUUUUUAUCUGGCUUUGCUUAAUCUGUAGCCACAACGCGGUAAAAAUGGCGAUGAUCCUAGACGCCUUUGCAUACUACGUGCAGAAUAUGCUCACGGAGAUGGUGAAGGAAGAGGUGCACAUGCUGCUUGGAGUCAGAGAUGAUAUCGACAAGAUGGAUGUUAAGCUUGGGGAUCUCAAGAACUUCCUCGCCGAUGCUGAUAGAAGGAACAUCACAGACAAGAGCGUGCAAGAGUGGGUGGCCCAGCUCAAGCGUGCCAUGUACGAAGCUGCCGACAUACUCGACGUCUGUCAGCUCAAGGCCAUGGAGUGUGGUCCGUCCACUGUAGAUGUUGGGUGCUUCAACCCCUUGCUCUUUUGCAUGCGGAAUCCCUCCCAUGCCCACGGCAUCGCCACCCGCAUAAAGGAUCUGAACAAGAGGCUCGACACCAUCAAGGAGCGAAGCGCUGCUUUCAGCUUCAUCAAUCUUGGUUCAUACGAGGAUCGUAGCAGCAAGGUGCAGGCUUCUAAUUCUGGAAAUACCUGCCGUGAGACAUCAGGGGAGUUCGAUCGGUCGGGUAUAGUCGGAGAGAAGAUUGAAGAAGACACAAGAAAGCUGGUUGAGAUCAUCUUGACUGAAAAAGAGGGCAACGCCAACAUCAUGGUGGUUGCCAUUGUUGGUGUCGGCGGCAUUGGUAAGACCACUCUUGCCCAGAAGGUCUUCAAUGACGAAACCGUGAAGGCCGAGUUUGACAACACAAUAUGGUUGAGCAUCAACCAGGACUUCGACAGGGUUGAGCUGCUCAGGACAAUCAUCACCCUUGCUGGGGGAAAACAUUGUGGUGAAAAGGCGUUGGCUGUGCUUCAGCCAAUUCUCACUGCUGCCCUAACAGGGAAAAAGCUAUUGCUGGUGCUAGAUGAUGUGUGGAGUCACGGAGCAUGGGGUGAUGUUCUUGAAAUACCCUUGGCUAAUACUGUGGUUCGAGGUAGUAGGGUCCUCCUCACUACUAGAGAUGAGAGAGUUGCUCGAGGGAUGAAAGCUGUGCUUCCCUACCACCACGUUGACAAAUUGAAGGAGGAGGAUGCCUGGUCAUUGCUCAAGAAACAGAUAGUCUCAAGUGCGACUGAUAUACGUGAGAUUGAUACGCUCAAGGAUAUUGGCUUGCAAAUUGUAGCAAAAUGUGAUGGCUUGCCUCUUGCUGUCAAAGUAAUGGGAGGACUCUUGUGUCAGAAGGAUAAUCAACACAGUGACUGGAAGAUGGUUCUGGAUGAUUCUAUAUGGUCAGUAUCUGGAAUGCCCAAAGAGCUAAACCAUGCAGUAUAUUUGAGCUAUGAAGAUUUACCUUCUUGCAUCAAACAAUGCUUUCUAUGCUACUCCCUUCUCCCUAAAGCUACAAAGUUUCUAAGAGAGGACAUAAUUGGCAUCUGGAUUAGUGAAGGAUUUUUACAUGGGCCCUCAGACGACUUGGAAGAAUUAGGAAGAAAGUACUAUAAGGAGUUGAUACAGAGGAACCUUAUAGAGCCAGAUUCAAAGUACAUUGAUCAAUUAUUUUGCAACAUGCACGAUGUCGUUCGCUCGUUUGCUCAAUUUGUGGCUAGAGAUGAGGCAUUAGCAGCUCACAGUGGAGAAAGUAAUAUUGUUAGUAAACUUUGUUCACAUAAGUUUCUUCGAUUGUCGCUAGAAAGUAAAGCAUCGGGAUCAGAUGGAUUAGACUGGACUUCUUUACAAUCACAAAACACACUGAGAACACUAAUAUCAGUUGGCCAUAUAAAUAUGAAGCCCGGUAAUUCAUUGGUUCAUUUUCCAUGUCUACGAACUCUGCAUAUCGAGUCUGCACAUGCUGCGCUGGUUGAAUCUUUGCAUGAAUUCAAGCACUUGAGGUACUUAUCUUUAGAACAGUCAGAUAUCUGUAGUCUUCCAGAAAGCAUUGGCAAAAUGAAAUUCUUGCAGUACAUUAGCCUUAGAGGAUGCCAACAAUUUGUGAAACUUCCACAUAGCAUUGUAAACUUAGGACACCUAAGGUAUCUUAACUUCCAGAAAACAAGUAUAAAUUGCAUACCUAGGGGGUUCCGUGUUCUGACAAAUUUGAGGAAAGUAAAUGGAUUUCCGGCCCGGGUGGAUGGUGAUUGGUGCAGUUUGGAAGAGUUGGGCCCUCUUUCUCGGCUCAAGUAUCUGGAAAUACAGGGGUUGGAGAAUGUAACUGCUUCCUCGUUCGCAGCAAAGGCAAAGCUUGUUGAGAAGGUGCAUCUUACCAACCUAUGCUUAACCUGUGGUAGUAGAUUGGGGGAUGACGGGCUGAUUGAAGAAGAGACCCAACAAAUCGAGAAGGUGUUUGACGAGCUCUGCCCUCCUCCCAGCUUAAAUUUUCUUGCCAUGGAAGGAUAUUUUGGCCGACGACACCCGAGGUGGAUGAUGUCGUCACCAGAUAUGCCCCUCAAGAACUUGAGGAUUCUGAUGGCUGAAGAUCUGGCUUCGUGCACACAACUUCCUGAUGGCUUGUGUCAGCUCCCUUAUUUGGAGUUCCUUCAGAUCGACCGUGCCCCAGCCAUCAAGCGUGUUGGACAUGAAUUCCUGCAGUCCUAUCAUCACCAGAAUCCUCAUCCUUCCAAGACGGUGGUUUCAUUUCUGAGAUUGCACACGAUGAAGUUAAUGGGCUUGGUGGACUGGGAGGAGUGGAAGUGGGAGGAGCAAGUGCAAGCCUUUCCUGCCCUGACUGAGCUUAUUCUGUUUGAAUGCAAUUUGAGGCGUCUCCCUCCUGGCCUUGCCUCCCAGGCAAGGGCUUUGAAGGUAUUAUCCAUACAGCAGGUCAAGGGUCUGAUCUCUCUAGAGAACAUUGCUUCCCUGAUCGAACUGCAAGUGAUUGAGAACUUCCAGUUGGAGAGAAUCACUAAUCUCCCCAGACUGCAGAAGCUUACCAUCACCCACUGCCCAAAGUUGCAGGUGCUGGAAGGUGUUCCUGCACUACAGAGGUUCAUGCUCGAGGAUGACUACAUGGAGACACUCCCAGAAUAUAUGGGAAGUAUAAACCCAAGGCGUUUGGAGCUCUACUGCAGCCUGGCGCUGCUUGCGUCCAUGGCUGUGGCGCAAUCUGGUCCUGAGUGGGACAAGUUCAGCCAUAUUGAGCAUGUCAAGGCAUAUGCACAAGAAGGAAAUAAUCCAAGGAGAUGGUAUGCAAUGUACACAGCUAAUCCCUACAAUUUGGAGACAAAUGUCAGCAGCUCUGCUUUCAUGUAUAAAGGAACCGCAUUUCCUUUGGAGGAUGCGCAAACAUUUGAGUCUGUCUUCAAAAUGACACGAAGAACCUUUAGGUACAUCUGCAGCUUGGUGAGUAUGGAAUUGAAUUGUAUGACAUGCUACACCUUUGUUGAUGGGAGGGAGCUGUCUUUACAAGAUCUAGUAGCCAUUGUUCUCAGAAGGUUGUACUCUAGUGAGCCACCGGAGACGAUAGGAUCAACUGUUGGUGUGAACAAGUCAACCGUCUUGUUGGUAACCGAGAGCUUUGUUGCUGUCUUGUGCAAUCGAGCAAAGCACCACUUGCUUUGGCCAGACUCCAGUAAAAUGUAUAAGAUCAAAUCCAUGUUUGACAAGAUCCACAGUAUGAAUAACUGCUGUGGUGUUAUAUGUACAACUUGCAUCCCAUUUGGACCAAACCCUGAUAGUGAGAAUAAUUGCCGUGUUAUAAUGCAAGUCAUCAUUGAUCCAGAGAUGAGGUUCACAAACAUUUGGUUGGCAUCGACAGGUAGCAUGAACCUCUUGAGCAUUUUGCACGACUCUUCACUCUUCAAUGAGUGCCAGAAGGGUGAUUUGCUGAAUGGCAGCAAGCUGAAGGUAUCAUUAGAUGGAUCAGAAGUCGGGGAAUACCUAAUUGGUGAUGAAGAAUACCCUCUUCUCCCCUGGCUACUCACACCUUACAAGGAAGAAGAGCUCUCCGACUCCAAGGUGGAGUUCAAUAGGAGACACUCCGCAGCCAGAAUCUGCACGCUGAAUAAUGUACUGGCAAGGUUCAAAGACACAUGGAAGUACCUACAAGUGGAGACAUGGUGGCCGGUCAAUCCGGACACUCUGAGUAACAUAAUCAAUGCCUGCUGCAUAUUGCAUAACGUAGUCAUAGAUAUGGAGGAUGAUGCAGCCAUGCCAAGCUCAGGCGCUGAGGAUUGGAGUUACCAUCAGCAAGUGCGCCAGUUAGCAAAUGAGGACGCUGUGGGGGCAAGGGAUAUGCUGUCGCAAUUUUUCUUGGCCAGAAUGUCAUCUGAAUCCGGAGUAGAUGCAGAGGAGGACCAUGAGGUAGCUGCAUCAGGCUUAGGGGAUCAUUAACUGAAAAAACUUCUUUCUGCCAGCUACAUUAUAGGUAGAAGAGAAGCGGACAUCCUGCUGGUUGGAGCAUUUGAAUGCAUAAAAGAGCAGGCGUCACAAUGGAGCGAAAGAGCAGGCGUCACAAUGGAGCGAAAGAUUACGUCUAUUGUGACGCCUGCUCUUUUAUGCAACAUGAACUGAACUCAACAUUUUGUAAUUCUGGCCAUCUAUCUGUUUAGCAAAGACGAGAGUUGUUAAGUGGUCUAAACUUUGUGUACCGGCGACUAGUUUAAAACGGUAAUGUAGCAUAUCUGUAGUCUCCAUCCAUCCAUCCACAGAUUAUUAUUAUUUUUAGACAAAUCAACCGGGUGAUUUCUUUUUU
Molecule: messenger RNA, 5287 nt
Organism: Hordeum vulgare subsp. vulgare (domesticated barley)
Lineage: Eukaryota; Viridiplantae; Streptophyta; Magnoliopsida; Poales; Poaceae
Product: disease resistance protein RGA2-like
Exons: 6
Coding region: 679-4926 (1415 amino acids)
Molecular function (GO): ADP binding
Source: RefSeq, a predicted model, not a curated record